AUGCAAAUGUCAGGUUCAAUGAGUUCUAAAUGUGUUAAGCUUAAACUGAUUGUUUGUUUGCUUCAACCACACUUGAAGCUUCCUUUGUUGCAACGACGAAGUUCCUGUUAUUUCAAAAUAAUUUUAAUAACUCUGAAGAGCAAACGAAAACCCAUGUUAAAUGCCACCGACAACAGUCGUGAAUUUAACAUACGAUGUGUUCUGACAUUCCUUAUGAGUCAAUGUUUGAAACGUGAUGUCAGCAAUAUUUCUAGGCUUCAUAAAUUUGUUUUUCCUUCCCUUCAUCUCUCUCACUUUGUGAUGUUUCUGUUCCCGAAGGCAUUACAAGCAUAUUAG
Messenger RNA from Clunio marinus, 336 nucleotides. The record is from the annotation of a GenBank genome assembly. NCBI's taxonomy places the organism in Eukaryota, Metazoa, Arthropoda, Insecta, Diptera, Chironomidae.